AUGUAUUCCUCAACACCGUUUCGGCAUGCCGGGAUGGACCUUGCAGAAGAUGAGUUCAAAUUCUACCCCGAGACCGCGGCCAAUGCGCUCUCAUUCCAAGAGGUGUGCGAAAACCUGCUGGAGAAGAUGGCAAACCAGAAGGGCAGCAACAAGAAGAUCGCUGUUUUGCUUCCGUUUCUGGGACGGAUUGGGAAGGAGAGCUCCUUUCCGCUCAUUCGCCUCCUCCUGCCCGAGCUGGACAACCUGCGUGACAAGUACGGCAUGAGAACGGCCAAGAUGGCUUCGCUCUUUGCAGACCUUUACUUCCCCAACAACAAGAAGGGAGAGGGGUACUUGCGGCUGCAGUCGUACACCGAUCCCGACAGAAACUCUUCCCCGGGGGACAAGAGAUGGCAGGUCACAGGAGAUCUUGCCCUGACGCUGGAGUACGUGCUCACUGAGAGCAGAUUUGGCAUCAAAGCCGUGGAUGCGACAACGUGGACCAUCAGAGACGUGAACGACGCGCUAAGCGAUCUGGCCAAUGCGCCGAACGACCAGAGACGCAAGCAAGUGCUCACCAGGAUUCGGACCAACUGCAGCCCGAUGAACCAGAAGUGGAUCGCUAGGAUGAUCCUAAAGAACCUCAAGAUCAACAUCAAGAAGGAGGUGCUCAAGAAGUUCCACCCCGGCGCGUUGGACUACUACAACCGAACCACCAGUCUUCGACGGGUAUGCAGCGCCUUCAUCGGUAAACACAGCUCCGUUACGGCAACUUUCAACCUCGAGGUGUUCACGACUUUUUCUCCCAUGCUGGCGAUGAACUUCUUCUACGGCCUUGGCAAGAUUGUGCCAAGCUUGCAGGGGCGGCCGUUCUGCAUGGACGUCAAGCUCGACGGGGAGCGCAUGCUGUGCCAUCGGGAGGGAAACAAGGUCAAGUGGUUUACCCGAAACGCCAAGGAUUACACCGACAAGUACGGAGCCGCUCUUACCCCGCACAUCGUCGGUGGAGUGAGCGCUCACAAGUGUGUGCUAGACGGCGAGGUAGUUACCUGGGACGACAACACCGGCAGCAUGGUGCCCUUCGGGUCCAACAGGACGUACGCCAAGGAGGAGCUCGAGGGGAGAGGAGGUGGCACGCGUUGGCUCUUCUACGUGGUGUUCGAUGUCCUCUACGCCGAGGGUUCUGGCGGCGGGCUGGAGGACGGGGGGACGAUGGAGGAGAUAGUGAGGGAGGCAGUGAGAAACAGUAUUGCGCCGUGCCCCCCGCCUACAGAAGUCCAGGCCGGUAAUCUCACGGCUCUUCCGCUGGACGUUCGUCGAAAGGUACUUCGAUCGAUCGUGACGGAAAAUGAGCACCGUCUGGAGUUCGUCAAGAGCUGGGAGGUCUCCGCCGGAGACGAGGUGGAACGCAAGAAACAGCUGGAUGAGUGCUUCGAGCAGCGCGCGAUACACCUUAACGAGGAGGGUUUGGUGGUCAAGGACCUGCACGGCCACUACAUGAUCGGAGACAAGAGCAAGAAGAUCCCGCUGUGGAUAAAGAUGAAGCCGGAGUACUCGGACCAGACGGAAGACAUGGACCUCCUCAUUCUCGCGGCCGGCUUCGCGAACGGCAAGAUGCGCUCCGGGCUGCUCUCCAAGUUUCUGGUGGGCGUCGCCGUGCCCAACGAAGACAGACAACCACGCAAGGAGUAUUACCCUCUCGCCAGGGUGGGCACCGGGUACUCAAUAAACGAGCUUGAAGACCUGAACGAACUGCUCAAGGACAAAUGGAAGUCGUUUGAUACGAGCGACCCGACGCACUUCGACCCACAUCGCACGGGGAUUAAGAAAUCGAGCAGGGAUGGGGUACCCUUGACGAAGUGGAUAGCGGCGGAAGACUCCGUCUGCCUUCAGGUCAAGUGCAUGGAGAUCGUCAAGGCCAGCGAUUGGCCAGGGGUCUUCUGCACCAUGAGGUUCCCUCGAGUGACCCACAUCCGGAAGGACAAGGGCUCCGAGGGCUGCCUGGACACCACGGAGCUGGCCGCCAUACAAGCCCGCCCCCGGCUAUCCGCGGCCCCCGGCGGUCACCGCCAAAACAACACCCACGGGGGACACCCCGGCUCGGGAAGCAGGAGGAACGGCCGCGACGGUGGAGGUAAGAAGAGGGGGCGGACGGGGGGUGGGAGGAAGGUGUCCGAGCUGUUCGCCAGUACUGGGGGCGACGAGGUUACGGUCAAGGAGAAGGUGUUCGUGGCGGCGAGCGGGAGGACCGCACUGGAGUUGUGCGUCGUCGGAACCAGCUUUUCUGGGGUGCACGUCCCCGACGUCAACACGAUCGACGUCGAUGCCUGGUGGGCGCCUGCGGGAUCUACAAGAAGGAAGGCCGAAGGAGGGCAUGAGGGCAGGACCAAGCAGGACAUCGAACUCCUUAUCCGUGAACACGGGGGCACGGUGACGGCGAACCCGAUGCCCACGACGUCGUUCGUAGUGGUCGGAGACACGACCUCGGUCUCGGUGAAGAACCUGAUCGCCUCCCCCAAGAAGGAGUACAACGUGGUGGGGUACCGCUGGGUCCUGGAGUGCAUCCAUCAGAAGGCGUACAAGUUCCCGUCAAUGGAGCACGUGCGAGCCUUAUCUCCCGAAGCUCGUGAGUACUUCGAGGCCGUGAAGGACGACUUCGGCGACGACUACACGGAGCUCACGGAUGCUGCACAAUUGUCCAAGCUGAUGCUCAACAUCCCCCCGACCAAGAGAGCAUGCCAAGGCGGCGGGAAGAGUGCGACGCCGUCUUGGCUGUCACCGCUGCUGGAGCUGGACGACGAGGACGCCGGGACGCUCAUGCAUGGGCCCGACUUCCUGUUCGCCGGAAAAUGCCACGUAUACUGCGAUCUCUUCACGGACUUGGGGCCAGCGGAGCCGCCAGGAGGUGCCGACGGCAACGGUAGCGGGGAUACCACCGAUCCCCGACCAGCGCGGGAGGAAAAUCCGACCAAUUCCCUGGGGUCGACGGCGCGGGCUGUUCGAGCGCACGGAGGGGAGGUGGCUCGCUCGCUGCACGCUGGCGUGACCCACGUGGUUGUGCACCCUGAAGACACCACAAGAAUCGGUGAUAUCAAGGACAGAAUGAGAGACCUGCACCACAGAGACGACCGCAGAUUCCACAUUCGCGUCGUCAAGCCAGAGUGGGUGUGGGAGUGCAUCGAGAGGGGCAGGCUGGAGAACCCCAAAUCCGAACACCUGAUCUCGCUCGCUCCGUAGACGAGUGAGGUUACUCACCCCGGAGGACUUCACCCUCGCGUGACGGACACGUACACGACCAAUCGCGAGGACGGUCCGGGGUAAUUCUAGGCCCGCACGGCGAGGAGCUGUUGGUGCUUUCUGCAGAGUGAGAGAUUAGAAGACCAACCCAUCUGUAGCCGUGUUUCUCGGAGGAUAUUGCGCGCUUCGCAUUCGACACGAGAAAACGCACCCGGUGAAAACAUUUUGUACAAAACGGGAUGCGUUAUUGUGUGGGGCGUGUGGUAUGUUUUGUCGCCCUACAGGAUUGAUCUGAGAGUGGCUUGGUGUUAUGGGCUAAUGCCUCUUUCCCAAGAAAAUAUGGCCACUGGAUGUGUUGUAUGGUGUUGUUAUGUGGGUGCAGUUGUCUUGCGUGUGCUACGGUAGUCUAUGGUAUCUCGCCUCUUUGGCUUGGCGUUGCUUUCGUUUUGAAGGAACUUGGAAGCGGAAAAGGCCAAGUGCUCUGGUUGGGAAAUACGGGAGCGUUAGACGAGCCGGGCGGUUUUUUUUUUGUGUUGAAUUUGCCACGGCAAGGGUUGUUUCGAAACCGCAGAGAAAUUACCCAAACCGGUUUCCCAAGGCUCGUCAGCUGGACCAAGCCUCCUGUGCGGUAAAGAUCGGUGUCUGCUUUCGGUGUCUGCUUGUGUGUUUUAGUCAUGCGGUGAAAGUUCUCGUAGAAGCAUACGGUUAUUGCUUAACAAUUAGAGGAUAACCGUAAACCCU
Messenger RNA from Ectocarpus siliculosus, 3957 nucleotides. The record is from the annotation of a GenBank genome assembly. Lineage: Eukaryota; Phaeophyceae; Ectocarpales; Ectocarpaceae.